Messenger RNA from Dermochelys coriacea (leatherback sea turtle), 3459 nucleotides. RefSeq names its product sodium channel protein type 5 subunit alpha-like. NCBI's taxonomy places the organism in Eukaryota, Metazoa, Chordata, Testudines, Dermochelyidae. The coding region runs from base 2383 to 3045 and encodes 220 amino acids. Gene Ontology annotation, cellular component: voltage-gated sodium channel complex; plasma membrane; axon. The record is from RefSeq and is a predicted model, not a curated record. Gene Ontology annotation, molecular function: voltage-gated sodium channel activity. Gene Ontology annotation, biological process: sodium ion transmembrane transport; membrane depolarization during action potential; neuronal action potential. The transcript has a single exon.
CUUAAGGAAGGCAAUGUUGAAUGAAGCAUGUUUUGCAUUUGCAUUGAAACAUAGGGGGAGUUGUGGUUGUAAGACAGAUACCUAAAAGAUUGCCUAUCUUAAGUUGAGUUACAUGUUGCUCAUUACUGUAGCAUCUGAGCAUCUUACAACUGUUAAUGUAUUUAUUGUCACAAAAUCUCUGAGCGAUAGGAAAGUGCUAUUAUCCCCAUUUUAAAGAUAAGCUCAAAGAUACCAAGUUACUUUCCCCUGGUCACACAGGAAGCCUGUGUCAGAGCAGGGAAUUGAGCUCAGAUCUCCCAAGUUUCAGACUAGCGCUCAUUACAACCAUACAUCCUCUCAUAUUAUCCUGGGCUCAGGUCAUGUAGUACUGUGAAAUAAGGCCCAAGUCAGUAAACUUAAUGGGAUACUCUAUGGGAAACCAGUGAAGAGAUCAAAGCACCAGGAUACUGUAUUGGUAGUAAUCUGUGCCCUCAAUGAGGCAUGCUGUUGCAUUCUGCACCCACUGCAGUUUUCUCAAGGCAUAUGUUUUUGAGCCCAAGUAAAGUGCAUUGCUAUAAUCCAUUUGGGAGGUAUUCUUAUGACCAGGUCAGUGGUAGCAAGAAUGGGACAAAAUCUUUCUAAUUGUUUGGUGAUGAUAGAAAAAGUGUCAUACAUGUUUUUUUGCAAGAACUUUGUGUCUGGGAGGAGGCUAGAAAGACUGCCAACAUGUGGACUGUCUUGAUGUUCUAUGGGCAUGCAUUGUCGACUGGAGAGAGUGGCAACUUGAUGGCUAGCUGUUUGAAGUGUUAACUUCUGUCUUGUUGGGAUUCAAUUUCAAUAAGCUCUACCUGAGCCAUGUGCUGAUGUUGGCCAGUCACUGGGAAAACAGGAUUACCAUAUUGUUAUCCUACAUUGAAAAUGACAAAUUUGGGUCAUUUUCAUGUUGUUGACGUUAUAGCCCAUGAAGUCUCCCCAUUUCUCCCAUUGGCUAAAUGUAAAUACUUAUUGAAAUUGGGGAGAGAAUUAAUCCAUGUGGUUCUCCACAAAUGAGAAAUCUGGUAGCAAAGGUAGCUUCUGUGUGUGACUCUCAAGAAAGGAUUCAUAUAAUUAGAGGGCAUUUCUUUGGAGCACUGUCAUUUCCCUCAGAUGGGAUAAUAAUAUCUUGCAAUCAGCCAUAAUGAAUAUUGCAAAGAGGUCCAGAAGUGAGACAAUGGACAUUUUGUUCUUUAUAUAUAGUAAGAGAUCUUCCAUUAGCAGUAACAGUACUGUUUCUGUUCUGUAUCCUGGCCAAAACCAGACUAUGUUAGAUCGUUUCCUUAUCCCCCAAACAGAAAAGGAAGGACAAGGCUUAGCAUUUUUGAUAAACUUCUUUUUUCUCUGCAAGGAAAAGAUCAGCCUCCUUUAAAAAAAUCAUAGUGAUGCAAAAAAGGGCACUUGGCAGGCACGCAGAUUUUAAAAUGUUGUCCAGAGAUUUUUUCAAACUGCAAAUAUUUACAUCAACAAUUGCUGUGGUACUACAUCCAGUGAGGUAGCUUGCAUCUAAUAUAGAAGUAUAUUUCAACAAGCCACAUGAGUCGUAGGCACUCAGCACACUGAUAUUCACAGUAUGAAAACAGAUGCAUGUUACUUAUCUAGGAACUUUAAUCUUGUAACAUUUAAAGGGCCGUUAGUUUGUUUGCUUGUUUCUAAACUUUUGCAGGUAUAAUAUAACCUUUUUAACAGUGUAACUUUCCCUUUAAGUGCCAAGGACACUAGCAGUUUUCCUGGCAUUGACAGAACAUUAUCAUUCUCCCUUGUAACACAGAAACAGGCCUUAAACAUUUUCUGACCUCAUCUGGCUAUUUCAUAAAAGAUCAUUAAAUGUACAUAUGUAUAUCUAGUGUAUAUCAACUUCUUGAUUUGAUAAUUUAACAUUGUGUUUCUUUUUCUUUCAUUUUAAAGAUGUUGGAGUUGCUGGUGUUUUAAAGUCUCUGUCAUUGUUGAGAAUCAUUUGCUUGGUGCAGAUUAGCCAAAUCCUGAGACUAAUACGGCAAGCCCAAGGAAUUAGAACUCUCCUUUUUACAUUAUUGAUGUCCCUUCCUGCUCUGUUCAAUAUUGGUGUCCUACUUUUUCUGAUCAUGUAUAUUUAUGCUAUUUUGGGCAUGGCUUACUUCGCCUGUGCUAAUUGGGAUUGUGGGAUUGAUAACAUUUUCAACUUCCAAAUCUUCGGUAGCAGCAUGCUCUGUCUCUUCCAGAUCAUGUCAGCCAGCUGAGAUGGCCUUCUUAACCUUUCGUAGGGAUAAGAUCUUGUGCUCCAAAUUUAAAGAUCCAACCUAGAGACAAUAUUACUUGUAUAAAUAGCUCUGUAGCAAUUAUAUAUUUUUUGUAAGUUAUGUCAUUAUAUCAUUUCUUAUUGUUAUAAACAUGUAUAUAGCUGUUAUUUUAGAGAACUUGAAUGUUGCUACUGAGGAAAGUACAGAGCCUUUAUGUGAAGAUGACUUUGAUAUGUUUUAUGAAAUAUGGGGGAAAUUUGAUUCUGAGGAGACUCAGUUUAUUGAGGAUUCUGCACUUUCAGACUUUGCAGAUGCUUUGGAAAAACCCUUAAGUGUAUCAAAACCCAACAAAAUUCAGCUUAUAGCAAUGGACCUUCCUAUAGUUAGUGGAGAUAGGAUCUACUACUGGGAUAUUUUGCUUGCUUUUAUCAAAAGAGUCUUAGGAGAAUCUGGGGAGAUGGACAAACUAAUGAUGGAGAAAAAGCUUAAGAUUGCCUUUCCGUCCAAGCUUGCUUAUAAACCAAUUACAACUACCCUUAGAAGAAGACAAGAGGAGUUUUCUGCCAUUAUUAUCCAAAGGGCCUUCCAGUCCCAUUUGAUUCAGUGUUCUGUGAAACAGGUCUCUUUUUCAUACCAACACAGAAACUGUGACAGUAGCAUCUUUAAAGAAGAUGUAUCUGAAAAGGAAGGUAGCCAGUUAGAUAAAUCACAAACUGCGUCUUCCAUUUCUUUCCCUCCAUCUUAUAAUAGUGUCACUGGGGCCACUAAUGAUAACUUGCAGGUGACAAUUACAGAUUCAAGCAAAACCAAUUAACUUAGAUGGAAGUAACCUUUUGAUUCCAGAAUAUAAUACUAUAACUUAACAAUAAUUAUAGUAGUCUUUAUUAAGAGUUAAUGAUUGCAUAAUCCUUACAAUGAUGAAUUUUUAGCUUUGCGAGUUCUCCCCAACAUGAGUAGGAGUUACACAACUGAGUCCUAAAUAUUAGUUGCAAAUCAAACAAUGGCAAUUUUAUCUUUAGCUACUGAAGUAAAGUUUUCAACUUACUAUUUUAGCAUUGCUCGGUGUUUAUUCACAGAAGGAAUCUGUACAAGAUCAUACCAGUUAUAUCAGUGGUUGUAUAUAAACAUACUAGACUGGAAAACAAUAAAUAUGGGAUAGAGCUCUUCUUGACCUGCUGCUCACAAACUGGGAAGAAUUAGUAGGGGAAGCAAAAGUGGAUGGGGACCU